UUUAGUUACCUGCUGUUUUAGGAAUUUGGGGAGAAAUGGGUUUGGACGAAGUCACAUUUUCUUGCACGAUUUUAAAAAAAAAUGUGCUGAAACAGAAGAAAAAAAUGACAAAUCAUCGACAAUAUGUUGUAUCCACCAAAGAGAAUAUUUUUAACGCAAGAAAAAGCAGAGAAGAUAACAGAUUGACGCUAAUGAUGGUAAUGAUAUUUGUUUGUUUUCUCGUUUGUUUUUUACCACUUAUGCUAGCAAAUGUGGUUGAUGAUGAACGAAAUACCUCCUAUCCGUGGUUACACAUUGUUGCAUCUGUAAUGGCAUGGGCAUCGAGUGUAAUAAAUCCUAUUAUUUACGCUGCUAGCAAUAGAAACUACAGAAUCGCAUAUAUCAAAGUCUUUUCAAAUUUAAAGUUUUGGGGAGAGCCGAUAUCUCCUAUGCCAAGCAAAAGCUUUCAAGCCAGUAAAAACUCCAAAGACUUUUCCGCCGCAGUUCGAAGCACACCGUUAUUUCAGACAACAAAACUAAAGAAUUUUAAUGAAGGAUGUGAAAAUUAUUCAAUUUAAACAUUUCGAAUUAAAUAUAAAUUAUAAAGUUUUCAAACUGUACCCUAGAAAUAGAAAAUACUAUAAAAUGUUACACCAUAUAGUUAUAUAUAGGCUAAUCUGAAGCGGUUCAGGAAAUUAAAAACACUUGAGAGAACUUAACUCUUUCACUGAGCUGAACGAGGAUAAUA
Lucilia cuprina (Australian sheep blowfly) is the source of this 727-nucleotide messenger RNA. It is a transcript of the gene Tre1, whose product is annotated as protein trapped in endoderm-1. The transcript has 3 exons. The coding region runs from base 36 to 557 and encodes 173 amino acids. NCBI's taxonomy places the organism in Eukaryota, Metazoa, Arthropoda, Insecta, Diptera, Calliphoridae. Gene Ontology annotation, molecular function: G protein-coupled receptor activity. The record is from RefSeq and is a predicted model, not a curated record. Gene Ontology annotation, cellular component: membrane. Gene Ontology annotation, biological process: G protein-coupled receptor signaling pathway.